UCCAGUCAAAAUUUUACAGGAGCUAAAGAGACUGAGCUGACACAAAAUGAGAGGACUUGUUGUCUUGGUUACUUUGGCUUGCUUUGCCACUGCUCAGCACCAAGCACUGAUUGACUACUUGGAGCGGAGGCUGCUUGCUAUUGAGGACCGGAUCUCUCUGUGGCAUGAACAGACCACCCGCUACGCCUCAGAGCUGCGGGAACUGAAGCAACAGAUGGUUUCCCAGCUGGAGAAUCUGGAUAAAGAGAAAGAGAUACUGAGAACGAAUCUGGACAGCGUGGGGACACGGGUGGAUCGGGUUGAGCGUGAGCUGGACUACCUGGAGACUCAGAAUGGGGCGCAGCCUUGUGUGGAUGUGGACGACAAACUAAUCGAGCAGCAGGUGACAAUGGUGCAGGAGAAGCAGAAGGCCAAGUACUUAAAACUAUCAGACUGCAGCGACAUGAUUUCCAGCAUUAAAGCCAUGAAGAUCUUAAAGCGAGUUGGAGAGCCAAAGGGCAUGUGGACCAAAGACACCAGCAGGGGCUCUGGGAAGGUUUACAUUUUUAGCGGGACAGAUGAGGACACCAUCCUUGAGUUUGCUUCUGUGCAGGACUUAACACGCUCCCUGGGCAUGUCUCUGUCCAAGAACGUGAAGCUGCCGUCAGCCUGGAGGGGAACAGGACACAUUGUCUACAACAAUCACGUAUAUUAUGUAAGUCAGGCUGAAGAAAUAAUGGUGGUUAAAUAUGACAUGAAGAACAGCUCUGUGACAGACAGCGCAGUGUUUCCAGUGCAGGACCACGUCCCAGUGUACAGCCUGAGCCCUGAGACAAUGAUGGACUUGGCUGUGGACGAGGAGGGCCUAUGGGCCAUUUAUGCCACGCGGCAGAACGACAGGCACAUAUCUAUGGCUAAAAUGGACGCCAGCUCGUUGGACAUCGAGCAAAUGUGGGACACAAACUGUCCACGAGAGAACGCAGAGGCAGCUUUCGUCAUCUGUGGCACUUUGUACGUGGUGUACAACACCCAGCAACCUGGUCGCUCACGUGUCCAGUGUGUAUAUGAUGUCAACGGUAUGGUGACCAAUGAAGAGGCACCAUUGGUUUACUUUCCAAAGCGUUACGGAGCCCACUCCAGUCUGAAGUACAACCCACACGAGCAGCUGCUGUACGCCUGGGACGAUGGCUACCAGAUCCUCUACAAGCUAGCCAUGAAGAAGAAACUAGAAGUUUGAGUUAAUAAUACACUGUGCCAUCCUUCCAAAACUUCUACAAACACACCCAAACCCCCUUUAGGUAUCAUACUAGUGUUUUUACAAGUUUGAGCCUCUUAACUACAAAUCAUGUGUACCUUAUAUCGCUGCUGACCAUUUUUAACGCAUGCUGUAGAAUUUCAGAUCUCUGAAUGUGUCUUUUCGUACCUCUCAGGCUACCACUGAUUUCCAUAUGGUAGCAUAAUUAACUAGCAAAGUCUUGAAGCUCAGUCAGUCUGUGUAAUCCAGUGACCAUCAAGUGUGCAACUUAUUUAAUUUUGUUUGUCAGUUUCUUUAUUGUGACUCGGUACAACAGUUAGAGUCGAGACUCCUUGUAUAGUUACUGUGACAUUUAAAAACAAUCGAGACUCCUUUUAAAAGUCGCAGUAAUUAUGCAAAAUUAUAGCAGAAAACAUGCAGACCCGACUGAGCCUUCAGUGUGUCGCAUUAAACAACUUAGGCAAGACAACAACGAGGAUGGAAAAGGCACACUUAAAAUCUACAAAAGCACUCCAAUAUGUUGUGCAAAAUAAUCAGCAGUGAAUUUCAACUGUAAAAUGCGAUAUCAGUGACGUGGGCUUUAAGUCUGAAUCUCUAAAAGCCUGAACAGGUGAGACACAGCUGGGUUGUGGAGCUGUACUCCAAAUUUUGAACGGUGUAAUGUGAUUUCUUUAUCUGAGGCACAGUUUCUCACCCCUGAUCAGACUGCACUGCGCUUUCAUUUUUCACAAUCAUUUCUGUGUCUACUAGUGCCUCAGUUUACUGAACUUACCUGUGACCUCUAGUGCUGCUGUCUCUAGUGGGUUACUUUAGGUUGUGGUGUUAAGCACUCAUUUCUUUUUUUGUUCACGCUACAAAUAAAGGACACAUUAUACUU
Molecule: messenger RNA, 2111 nt
Organism: Scatophagus argus
Lineage: Eukaryota; Metazoa; Chordata; Actinopteri; Scatophagidae
Gene: olfml3b
Product: olfactomedin-like 3b
Exons: 3
Coding region: 47-1216 (389 amino acids)
Biological process (GO): signal transduction
Source: RefSeq, a predicted model, not a curated record